UCUCCCGAGACGUCUUCGGGACCUGUUGGCGGGGAAAGCGUCACGCCGCGGUGUACUUUUCCCCGUCUUCUGGUAGUUGAUAACCCGAGCGAUAUUGGCAAAUGUCUACUAGCCUAGACUACAUUACCUAGUUCUUCCUGCCCCGAGGUUACUAGUUGGAGCGCUUACCCCACGUUAGUGGGGUGUUAGAUUGUUGAUUGUUGGGGAGACUGUAUUGAUGGGGGGCGAUGAAGUCUUUCUAGAAAAGCAGAAAUGGGGGUUACAAAACCACCAAUGCUGCCUAUCUCAUAGUAUGCCUAGUGCACUCUUUUAUGCACAUUCACACGGCCCAAAGCUCACGAUUGUUUUGCUAUUCAACUGAUCCAAUAACGAAAUCUACCAUUAUCUAGUAGCACGCUUCACACGUAAACGCACCCCCUUGCAGACGGCAGCAACAGUGGACACGGGCAGAAAAGAAGCCAACAUGGUUCGGCCACCACUCAACCAGAACAGAUCGAUGGCGAUCCUCAAUGCCGCUCGUGAAGGCGGAUUUGGCGUGCCUGGCAUGUGCUGCUACAACAUUGAGUCCAUCAUUGCGACGGUACGGGCUGCCGAGGCUGCAAAUUCACCUGCCAUGGUACUACUCUUUCCUUGGGCUAUCGAGUACGCUGGUGAGGCCCUCGUCCGAGCCGCUGCGACAGCAGCCCAUUCGGCCCGUGUGCCAGUGUCAUUACAUCUCGAUCAUGCGCAGACCCCCGACCUUGUGCGCCGCGCCGCCGACAUUGAAGAUGGCUUCGACAGUAUCAUGUGCGACAUGAGCCACUACGAGAAAGAGGAGAACCUUGCGUUGACCCGCGAGCUCGUUGCAUACUGUCACGAACGCGGCAUCGCAGCGGAAGCAGAGCCUGGUCGCAUCGAGGGUGGCGAGGACGGCGUCGCCGAAACAGCAGACCUCGAAGCCGUGUUGACGACGCCCGAGCAAGCUGAAGAGUUCGUGGCCACCGGGAUCGAGAUGCUCGCGCCUGCUUUUGGCAAUGUACAUGGAGAAUAUGGUCCUCGUGGUAUCCAGCUUGAGUACGGCCGUCUAGAAUCGAUCAACAAGGCUGUUGGCGACCGCGUGCGGCUUGUACUGCACGGUGCGGAUCCCUUUGACAAGGAUAUAUUUCAGCGGUGUAUCCGCGCCGGCGUGUCCAAGAUCAACAUCAACAAGGGCAUGAACAAGCAUUACGCCGCUGUGCAAAAGGAAAUGCAGGGUAAGCCCUUGACCAGCGUUAUCGAGGCUGGUACAGAUGCUAUGCAGAAGGCUAUCGAAGAAUACAUGCACAUGUUAGGAAGUGCAGGUAAAGCAGCGGGGAAAUGAUCAUUGCUAGUGUACGUUCCUCUAAUAAGAAAUAAUAACCUUACAUAUGUAUUAUCUACUCUUUGCAUCAAUACGACAGAAGAAGGCAUUAUGCGAAUACCUACCGUCGUGGACCGGAUGCUGUG
Messenger RNA from Xylaria bambusicola, 1464 nucleotides. RefSeq names its product ketose-bisphosphate aldolase. Gene Ontology annotation, molecular function: zinc ion binding; aldehyde-lyase activity. Lineage: Eukaryota; Fungi; Ascomycota; Sordariomycetes; Xylariales; Xylariaceae. The transcript has a single exon. Gene Ontology annotation, biological process: carbohydrate metabolic process. Bases 464 to 1339 code for a protein of 291 amino acids. The record is from RefSeq and is a predicted model, not a curated record.